Molecule: messenger RNA, 1177 nt
Organism: Cimex lectularius (bed bug)
Lineage: Eukaryota; Metazoa; Arthropoda; Insecta; Hemiptera; Cimicidae
Product: phospholipid phosphatase 1-like
Exons: 2
Coding region: 59-853 (264 amino acids)
Biological process (GO): signal transduction; phospholipid metabolic process; phospholipid dephosphorylation
Molecular function (GO): phosphatidate phosphatase activity
Source: RefSeq, a predicted model, not a curated record
UACAACAUAUUUUGUUAACAUUUUAUUUUGCAGAUGGUGAUAGAAUUGGUUCAAUGCGAUGGCUGCAAUGAGGCUGUUAGUUAAAAUAGUCGGUGAUCUCAUUUGUUUUCUGUUUUACCUUAUUUUCAUCAAGUUUUAUGUUCGUUUCGUGCCACCUUUUAAAAGGGGAUUCAAUUGCGAAGAUUCCUCAAUAAGAUACCCUUAUAAGGCUGAUACGGUAAGCACACAGUACCUCACAGCGUAUUUUAUAUUACUUCCCAUAUUGGUAUUCUCGACCUUCGAAGCGGCGAUCUUCCCUUGGAAACAGACGAACGUGAAAAAAAGGAAGUUCUUCUUCAUAAUUUACAACAUUUUAGCCGUUUUCGCUUUUGGCAUUGUAACGUCGUACUGCUUGAUAGUUGUUACGUCCUACACGGUAGGAAGACUUAAGCCUCAUUUCAUUGACGUCUGCAAGCCGAAUAUCGACUGCAAGCUGCCGGAAAACCAAUUCAAGUACAUAACGCAAUACACCUGCACGUCAAACGACACGACGAAGAUUGCACACGCUCGGCUAUCCUUCCCUUCAGUUCAUUCUUCAACGGCCAUGCUGUCCACCGUCCUCAUUGUGCUGUACGUGGACGCCAAGGUAGUGUGGAGGGAGUUCAACUUGUUGAAACGCUUCAUCCAGGCGAACAUUUUUGCGGCUGGGGUCGCCGUCAGCAUCUCUCGUAUCAGCGACUUCGAUCAUCACUGGAGCGACGUGGUCGCAGGAAUGGCUUUCGGCGGUACUUAUGCGUUUUUCAUCGCUGUCUUCGCCACAGAUUGGUUCCAUAACAGACGGAAAAUUGGGAAACUCACGGCUAAAGAAAGAUAACUUCAAACCAACUGAUUUGAAACGUCUUCCCAAACAUUUUGGCAUUCAAUGGAAAAUUUCUCCAGCGCAGUUUUCAGUUCUUCCAUCGAUGCAAAAGUGACCGGUGAAAAUAUAUCGUUAUUCAUGAAACAGAUAUUUCUUUUUUAUUAUUAAUACAAGCGUCUAUUCCCUUUGCUUUGCCUUUAUUGAUAAACUAUAUUGUAUUAUAACAACAAAUUAUGUCCAGGCUCUCCCCUCCAUGCUGGAGGCAGGAAAGCGAGAACGAAAAAUUCAGUCUAGCCUAGGCAUUGGAAGAAAAACAAUAAGAAAAAAAUCCAGCUGAAA